Molecule: messenger RNA, 924 nt
Organism: Monascus purpureus
Lineage: Eukaryota; Fungi; Ascomycota; Eurotiomycetes; Eurotiales; Aspergillaceae
Source: the annotation of a GenBank genome assembly
AUGUCGGCUCCCGCACUCCCACUAGUGGUGGAUCCUGCUAUGCUCAAUGACCUCAACCAAGGUGAUAAUUCGGACAACAAUGGCUAUGAAUAUGAAUACGAAUAUCAUGAGUCGGACACAGAAACCUUUUUCGUCGAUCUCGACCUCACCUCCUACCACGGCCCAAUUCGGCCUCCUCGGCGUCGCUCGGAAGCCUCUGUGACGACUCCUGCAACUGCUUCUUCCCAGUUACCUUCGUCCCCUGUCCACCAUAGCACCCCGGAGACAGGUGUCGCCCAGAUAGCCCCUGAUCCUGACUCCGAUCGUGACCAUGUCCAGAUCCUUGGCCUCCACACUCUCAACCCAAUUGUCUCCUAUCAGAACCGUCUGUUCAGCUGUUCAUGGACCGACCUGAUUGGGACCGAGUUGCUCUUCACACAUCCCCAAGCUGAAGCCUAUGCUGAAUCAACCCUUCCCGAGAUGCCAUCCCUGAAGCGCGGAAAGAAUUACGAUCUCAUCGCUGCUAACAGCGUCAAGAUUAUCGGUCGCAGAGCUAACGCCAUCUCCCGCUCGGGAUCAGGAUUGGCAUUGGACCCAGUCGCUGAACCGGGAAACCCUCCAGGAUCUUCUGGUCCUUCAGCACCCCAGACGAACCAGGCCCGGUUUCUGCAGCGUCUAGCCAACGUCAAGCGAUCCAAGGGAGAAAUGGACACCGUUCGUACUGUCUUCAGCGUGAGACGUGCACAAAAUAUCGACGACCGUCUGCGCGGCUGGGCUCGCACCGAGGAACAGAUGGCGGAAAUCCAACAUCUGAAUCACCGCGCGCUACAGGGUGAUGACGAUGCCCUGGUGAGAUUGGAGAGCCUGUUUGCCCAGCUAGCACCGCAGGAUAGGCAGUCAGAUACCGCUGGAACUCCGGUUCUAUCUGAGCACCAGUACCAGUAG